This is a messenger RNA of Bombyx mandarina (wild silkworm), 2952 nucleotides long. Its product is annotated as putative endoplasmic reticulum metallopeptidase 1-B. Gene Ontology annotation, biological process: proteolysis. The record is from RefSeq and is a predicted model, not a curated record. Gene Ontology annotation, molecular function: metalloexopeptidase activity. NCBI's taxonomy places the organism in Eukaryota, Metazoa, Arthropoda, Insecta, Lepidoptera, Bombycidae.
AAUGCCAAAAACAAUUUACCCACCUACAUGGGUACAAUGCCGAUAAGACCUGGUCCUAGUCGAUAAGAGUAUAGCAUUAAGUGCAAUAGAUAAUAAAUUGGUGUGAUUGAAAAUAAACAAAAAGGUGCAUUCUAAUAAUAGGUGACUUAAAUAGAAAGAUGGUAAUUGAACAAGAUGAAAGUGAUAGUUUUAAACAGAGAAAAGGAAUUGCUAUGGAUAUCCUACCAAAAUACACUGGUGUGCCAACAGAUGAUGAGAUUAAACCAAAAGAAAAGCCUUGGCAAAGGGUACUAUACGAAAUGUCGAGGAAAGGGAAACAUUUGUACGAAGCAGUUGACGCCAUACCAAGUCCGUAUAUAGUCCUGUUGUUGGGUGCAUAUUUCUUACUAGGAUACCUGACGCAGCUGGUGGAAGAUGAGUUGCCGACGCCGCUCCGAGAUUCAGAUAUUAACCGAGACACAACAGACAGAGUCAGCGAGGAGUCGUCGUGGAGAUAUCUAUACGAGAUAAUGGGUGAGGAGCCCAGGGUCUGCGGCACGGAAUACCAUCUAAACAAGACCAGGGACAUGAAGGCGAUAGUGGACCGCAUAGCUGUCAAUGCCAACCAGAAUGUUAGGACUGACUGGCAGAUUGUCACAGGAGAUUACUUCUUAAAGUCAGCGGCGCCAUUUGUCAGCUACUACGACCGCGCCUCCAACAUUGCAGCGCUGUUGGAAGGAGAGAGUGGUUUCCAUGGCAACGGCACCAUAGGCAGUUCGAUCCUCGUCAACUGCCAUUACGAUUCUGUACCGUAUGCCUUGGGGGCAUCAGACAACGUGAUAUUUUGCGCCGCGAUGGCCGAGACUUUAGCGAGGAUGUCCAAGAGGAUCAAGAAGCUCAAACACAACAUCAUAUUCCUGUUCAACGGCGCCGAGGAGAAUCCUUUACAGGGUAGCCACGGCUUUCUCCAGCAUCCUUGGUCUAAGGGUGUGACGACGCUCGUAAACUUGGACUCCGCUGGGAGCAACGGGAAGGCCACUAUAUUUCAGGUGACUGACCCGAGGAUCCUGAGCGCCUACAAGGCGGCCGUGACCCGGCCCAGCGCUCAGAGCCUGGGGGAGUUCCUCUUCUCCUCAGGGGUCAUACCGUCCGAUACGGAUUUCAGGAUAUUUAGAGACUUCGGAGACAUUCACGGUGUUGACAUAGCGUUCACGAAGUGGGGCAACCUGUACCACACCAGGUUCGACCGCCCGGAGUACAUCCGGCCGGGCGUGCUGCAGUGGGCCGGGGACAUGCUGCUGGGUCUCCUCACCCAGCUGGCUGACCGGGACGACAUCGGACACAAGGUCCCCCCUGUCGGCGCCGUGUACUACGACUACCUCAACUGGUUCGUGGUGUGGCAGUCGCCGGCGCUGUCCCUCCUGGUGGACGCCGCCGCGAUCCUGGCCGCCCUCGUCAGCACAGCGCACUACGUGUGGCUCGUGGGGCCUCGGUUGUCAACGGUGCGUGAGCUGGCGUGCGCCGUGGCGGGUCGGGUGGCAGCCCUGCUGAUCGGGGCGGGGGUGGCGGGUCUAAUCACCCUGCUGAUGGUGGCCACCACGGUGCAACUGCGGUACCUAUCUCGACCCUGGCUGGUGGUGGCGCUGUACUGGGUGCCGUAUCUGGUCAGCGCCGUGACCGCGUCCCACCUGUAUGACUCCUGGAGGAGCCGCAAGAGCGGAUUGAACAGAUCGAUUCGCACCUUACAAGCCAUGACCGGCACCCGGGUCGUGCUGACAGUGCUAUUGUCAGUGUCGAUGUGCGUGCCGAGCUUGGCGACGGCGCGCUACGCGCUGAGCGUGCCGCUGCUGAUGACGUCCGUAACGUCACUGGUGACGUCAUCCGUCGUCCGAACCGUCCGCCUGAAGGCCUACCAACACCUAGUACUGGAGUGCGUGGUGUCGCUGCCGUGCGUGAUGUUCACGAUGAGCCUGGCGCUGCGGCUGAACGCUCUGCUGCUGCCCACGGUCGCGCGCUCGGCGUCUGCGAAUCCCGACCUGGUCGUGGCCGCCGUCAAUGUCGCCCUCGCCGCCGUUGUCAGCGCCGCCGUGUCCGGGGUGGAGCUACUGUUCUCGAGGCGGCGCCUGUGGCUGUCCCUGGCGGGGCUGGGCGCCGCGGCCGCCGCCCUCGCCCUGACGCCGCUGGAGCCCUACGCGGUCUCCGUCCCCAGCGUGCAGAGGCACUACUGGUUUCACACACAAAUAACGACAUAUAAUAUAAACGGCGAACAAACAGAUCAGACCACUGGAGUCUUUGUAUCGAGACAGGACGCCUACACCACGGAGCGAGUGUUGCAAGCUCUAAAAACUAAAGGGAUACACCUGAACACGCGGACUGAUUUUGAGGAGGAUUGUGAGAGGCACGUCUACUGCAACCUGCCGCUGUACAGGCCAUCAUUCGCCAGGAACCUGGCUAGAGGCUUGUUCCUGUACACGGGGGGGCCCACCGCCACUGACCCCCCCGCGGGCCUGAAGCUGUCCUCCCGCAGCUGCGUUGGAGACACUUGUGUCUACAGCUUUACGAUGACCGGGACAGCACAUAACCUGAUAACGCUACUGCCCUCGGAGGGGGUCACGCUGACGGGGUGGACGCUGUCGUCCCCCGCGUCCCCCUCUACGCAGUGGGGGGGCAGGCCGCUCUACGUCAUAUUUCAUUCGGUGGCCACCUACACGGAACCCUUUGAACCAUUUGUCUUCAACGUAACUCUAAACGUGGGGGCGGCGCUGGGUGGUGGGGAGGCGCUGCGGCUGUCCCUACACGCGCACCGCCUCCACCAUCCCCACCAGUACUCGGCGGAGUACGCCGCGCUGCUCCACUCCAUGCCAGACUACUUCAACGUGGCCAGCAUCCUCACCUUCAGAAACAACUACGUGUUUUGAACCUCCAGACGCCUCUCUCACAGCGUUUAGACUGUAUUGCUAUUUGUAAAAUUAA